AAAUAAUAUUAAGUAAUAUUAAAUUAAAGUAGAUUUAUUUUUCAUUUGUGAAAUGUUUUUUAUGAAAAAAAUAGAGGUAAUCUUAUCACCGUUUACCUUAUCAGUGAGAUUUGACAUUUACUAAGGAUCGUCCAGUCUUCGAUUUGAUACAAAUUAAAACGAAUUAUUUCACAAACUCGAAAUGACGUCCACUAUGUCAAGUGACUGGAAAUUAAGUCGUAUUCUUGGCACGGGAGGUUUUGGAACUGUUGAACUUUGGGUGCAUGUCCAAAGUGGCAAAAAACUUGCAAUUAAAAAAUGCAAAUGGGAAUACUCACAAUUAACGCCAAUACAACGAAAAAGAUGGAUCAACGAAGUUGAUAUAAUGAAACGUCUAAAGCAUUCAAAUAUUGUGAAAACAGAAUACAUUCCGUCCGACAUUUCGAGUGUAGAUGAGAAAUUGCCGAUUCUGUGCAUGGAAUACUGCCAGAAAGGAGAUUUGAGAAAGGUUUUAAAUCAACCAGAAAACUGUUGUGGGAUUAAUGAAACUGAAGCAAUUAAGAUAAUGAGUGAAAUUUUGUCAGCUGUGGAAUACUUACAUUCUUGUAAUAUAACUCAUCGAGACUUAAAGCCAGAGAACAUAGUUUUGCAAAGUGAAAAGAAUAUGAUAUCAUACAAGUUAAUAGAUCUUGGAUAUGCUAAAGAACUUGGAGAAGCGAGUAUAUCUGCCUCUCUAGUUGGCACACUAAAUUAUGUUGCUCCAGAACUUUUGUGGAAAGAGAAGUACAGUUGUUCUGUUGAUUACUGGAGUUUAGGAAUAUUGUUUUAUGAACUUGUAACUGGAAUAAGACCAUUUUUGCCGACAAUGCAACAUACUAUGGAGUGGAUGAAACAUAUUCAAAAUAAAAGCUAUGAGGAUAUUUGUGCUUAUGAAGCAGAAGGAAAAAUCAUUUUUGGAAAAGACAUUCAGAAUCCGACUCAUUUAUCAAAUUUUCUCAGAAGCGAAAUGAUCCAAUGGUUUAGGCUAGUUUUACAAUGGGAUCCACACAAAAGAGGUAAAAUAUGUGAUGAGUUUGGUACAUCCCAUUUAGUGGUAUUCACAAUGCUACAACGUAUAUUAUCAAAGAAAAUACUGUAUGUUUUCUGUGUGCCAUUUUACAAAAUUAAUACAUACGAAAUUGAUAGAAACACUACUAUCAAAGAUCUUCAAUUAUUAAUAGAAAAAGAUACUAACAUUCAAGUCAAUCAUCAGGUAUUAACUGAUUACAAUGGUGCUGUGUUAAUGAAAAGUGGUGCAUCACUCCUUUCACAAACUAAGGAUCACGUUUUAUUUCUCUUCAGAAAUGGAUGUUGUUUAAUAGAAGAUAUACCCGCUCCGGAUAUUCCUAUAGAAGUGAAAAAGAUUAUGAUAGAACCAAAAAAUGAAUUAAAUUAUGAAGUAUUGAAUAAUCAUUACCGUUAUACAAUAUAUUUCGUGAAAAAGGAAGUGAAUUUAUUUCAACUAUACAUUUUUGCUCUUAGCAUAAAUGUAGAUUUGUUACAUCAAAAAAUCGAGUUGUUUCACUUAAACAUGGAGAAGACAUUGGAAAAUACAAAAAAGCUCAUAGACCAAGUAAAUGCAUUUCGGGCAAAAUAUGAAAAUAUGACAAGUGAAAGCACGACUGACAAAGUGGUAGCAUUACAGGUUUAUUUUGACAAAGUUGACAAAUUAAUUAGCGCAGCUAAUCAAAUAAAAAUAAGUUUCAUGUCCUUGAAGGAAGAUAAUGAUAAAUUAAGAGAUAAAGCUCAAAAUAUCGAUUGCGUGAAGAAUUUAUCGCAACUGUACGAUAAGAUGUGCGAGGAGUAUGUAGAAUUUAGAAAAGAAAGUAUUCAUAAACCAGUAAAAGCAUUGAACAUGGUAAAAUUAUUGUUUACUUUUUUGAAUACACGCAUAACACAACUUCGUGAUCCAAAUAUCAUUGAUAUUACGAGGCAAGUAGAUAAGCUGCAGGACGGACUGUCAAAGCUGGAAAAGAUAUUCAAUUCGGUUACUGUCAUGACGAAAUUAUAUUGGAUGCAAUAUCAGAAAAUCGCACAACUGGAUGCUAAUAUUGCUUCUCAGCAGGGUACUAAUCAAUCUUUAAAUUUCGCCACUGAAUUAGAUAAGGUCAUCCAGUCAGAAGACAACGUGAUAUAUGACAACUUGGUCAUGCGCCACAUGAUGGAAAACUUAAUAGCUGAAAUACAGAAAAUGUAUCUUGAAGUGGUCAAUUUGGAUCUAUAAUUACAAAUCAGUGUACUUAUCUGUUCAGUUAUCGCGCAAUCUAACAUUACACUUUUUUUAUUUUGAUAUAUUCAAUGGUCAAAGUCUGUUUACCUCAAUGUGCGUGGAACAUAAUGCCGCACACCCCAUUUUAUAUUCGCAUGUUUAUCAGUUUUAACAAAUGUGUAAACAGGCUUAUUGAAGAAUUCUUCCAAUUUUGUUGCUUCAUAUCUAUCGUUCUGACCUAAGAAAUAUAUUUGCUUCAGGAUAUUUGUAAAUUUAUUUUUUAUAAAAAAUAGCAUGUUUUGCUGAUUUAUUUUUAUAUAUUUUCUGUUAUAAGAAGGCAAAAUUUAUCUUAUAAAACUAAAUUUGUAGAUAUCCUGCACAUGCGUCUAUUAUAUACUAGAGAAAAGUAUUUUCUAUGUACAAUAUAUAUCAAACAAAAUGUCUUUCAAACUAAAACGAGCAAUUUGAUUAUUUCAAAGUUCGGAAGUCGGUAAUUUUUAAGCUAAGCCGGCUCCAGACGAUACGAUCAAUGUGUUUGGAGUCGAUUUUAUAAAAGCUAUUAUACAUGGCUGUGAAAGAAAUAUGCAUAAAAUAUAUAAAUCGUGAUUUAAUUAUGAAGAUAGAAUGAUUAUAUGCACAAAAUUUUGUUAACUCUUAUUUUUAUAAUUUUUUCUCCAAUACUUACCCUUCUGAAGCGCAAUGAUAUUUAGAACUAUGUUUAACAAAACGUAGAGAACAAAGUAGCCCUUAAAUAUCUAAAAUAUAGAGUUGUAAAUGUAAUAGAAUUGACUUAAAUGUUUAAUAACUUUAUAAUAAAACUUUAUAACUGUAAAAUACUUUAUAAUAAAAAUUGUUAUGUACUCA
Linepithema humile (Argentine ant) is the source of this 3091-nucleotide messenger RNA. It is a transcript of the gene IKKbeta, whose product is annotated as I-kappaB kinase beta. NCBI's taxonomy places the organism in Eukaryota, Metazoa, Arthropoda, Insecta, Hymenoptera, Formicidae. Gene Ontology annotation, molecular function: IkappaB kinase activity; ATP binding. The record is from RefSeq and is a predicted model, not a curated record. Gene Ontology annotation, biological process: tumor necrosis factor-mediated signaling pathway; positive regulation of transcription by RNA polymerase II; peptidyl-serine phosphorylation. Gene Ontology annotation, cellular component: cytoplasm; IkappaB kinase complex.